AUGCCGACCAUGUUCUCCCGCCUGCGCUGCCACUUCUGCGGCUCCAAGACCCCGCAUAACAAGACCACCACCGAGUUCCAGUGCACAUCAUGCGAAGCAUUCAACUACCUCGACGGGAAGGGCAACAUCGUCGACACACCCACAUACAUCACCGCGCCGCAUCAGACCGAGCCUACGAACACAACAUCCUUCUCAUUCCCACGACCGAUCAACGAAUCUCUCAACCACCAAGAGAACCAGGCUUUCUGCCGGACAUGCGUCCAAAACCAGCACAUGUACAACGAGAACCUCGCCAACUACCUGCCCGACGAAGAUCAUCCACGAUAUGCCGAGUUCGAGAAGGCGAUACCAAAGUUCAAGGCCGAGCUGGAGCAGCGAUAUCCACUCAUCUGCAAGAAUUGUGCGCCCAAGGCUCAGACGAAGAUCAAUCGCGCGGAUUACUAUGGCAUGGCUCAGAAUGCUGCGAGACUGGUGUCCGAUACAAGAGCAAGAGGUGGGAAACCGGCGACGGGUAUGCGGGACGAUGCUGGGAAGAAGAUGGCAAGGUUUUUGUUGAGCACAGUUGGACUUAUUCUGAAUGUUGGUCUUGCGGUUCAGAUCGCAUACCAUGUCUACGGCAUUCUGAUGAUGCUGUACGCUCAGGAGGAGGAUGAGAUUGACGAUUCUCUUGCCGGGCUGUCUCCAGCAGAAUGUGCGGUCCAAGCACGCUCUUUGCGCUUCAGUGCGUCGUGCUUCGACAUGUUCGGCAGCAUCAUGCCCAAGAUGCUCGCCCUGGCUGCAAUAGGCCUUCUUCACAACCCUGGUCGAAAGGCCUGGUACCAUCCCACCUUUAGGAUGGACGCCGUCCACGGCCAGUGGAACUACUUCUACAUGCACCUCAUCAUCCUCGCGGUGCGAAGCCUAGCCUGGCUCAACUUAUCCCACACUCCCACCACAGCCAAGUUCGACUCCCAGCAACUCAUUGGCGCGCACUCCUUCACUAUCUUCUUCAUCCUCAUCAUACAACUUAUCGCCAGUCGCGGCAUCCAACCCGUCCAAUGGCGACUCAAAGGCAAAAUCAUGCCCAAACCCACCGAAGUCGACAUCCUGAGCGCACACGCCGCUCCAGCAUCCGAGCACCCCACUCCCAAAGCCUCCGAACGAAACCCCUACCGCUACCUCCACCAUCCCGAAGACCAACCCCUCGACGUCAACAACUUCGCCGCCAAAUCCACACGCUCAGCUCAACAACCCUACACCCGCAGCUCCUACCUCCCCCUCCAACAACCCUCCCCCGAAUACUCCGACGAAGAAGACGACUCCUACUACGACCGCAUGGAAACCGACUCCGCACCCGUCAUGCGCUCCUCCCAGCGUAGCCUUCGCACAAUCCCUCAACCCGUCCUCCGGCCCACUCACACCCUCCCACCCACCUGCGCAACCACAACCUCACUCCAAACUCAACCCUCAAAUCCAUUUUACACCCGCCUCCCUCCCGCCCCACUCUCGCAAAACCAUCGCCUCCGCAACCCUCCUCACGUCCCCAACGAACUCGUCCCGGUUCCUCUGAGUCAACGACCAGAUUUUUUGAAGCGAAUGGGGGAACAGGUCAAACCAGUGGAGUUCGCUCCGAGGAAGAGGACAGAGUUUGAACUGAAGCCGAGUUCGUGGGUAUUACCAGGGGAUGUGAGGGAAACGGGACUGGAGGGACGGUUUGAGAGUACGUUCCGACUGGAGGAUGAGGUGGAGGUGACGGGUGGGGAGAAUCGGGGGAGGAAGAAGGGUUUCUUUGGUGGUUUGUUUGGAUUCUGA
Messenger RNA from Zymoseptoria tritici IPO323, 1791 nucleotides. RefSeq lists its product as uncharacterized. The transcript has a single exon. The coding region runs from base 1 to 1791 and encodes 596 amino acids. Lineage: Eukaryota; Fungi; Ascomycota; Dothideomycetes; Mycosphaerellales; Mycosphaerellaceae. The record is from RefSeq and is a predicted model, not a curated record. Gene Ontology annotation, biological process: nuclear inner membrane organization. Gene Ontology annotation, cellular component: nuclear inner membrane; mitotic spindle pole body; microtubule organizing center attachment site.